Messenger RNA from Mytilus californianus (California mussel), 1401 nucleotides. RefSeq names its product palmitoyltransferase ZDHHC12-B-like. Gene Ontology annotation, molecular function: protein-cysteine S-palmitoyltransferase activity. Gene Ontology annotation, cellular component: endoplasmic reticulum; Golgi apparatus. Lineage: Eukaryota; Metazoa; Mollusca; Bivalvia; Mytilida; Mytilidae. The coding region runs from base 125 to 973 and encodes 282 amino acids. The transcript has 6 exons. The record is from RefSeq and is a predicted model, not a curated record. Gene Ontology annotation, biological process: protein targeting to membrane; peptidyl-L-cysteine S-palmitoylation.
UGUUUACUUCCGGAUCGAAAAUGCUUGAUCAACUGGCACAAACAUAUGAUAAUUAUGAUUGUACCUUUUUAAGAGUAUACAAUAAAUAGUGUUUAUACUAUUUGAGGGGAAAGUGGUAUGUAGGAUGACUUGCAGAUGUGCUUGUGGAGUAGGAUGUGUGGUCAGGACUUUCCACUCAGCAUUAGUUCUUGGUGUACCCAUAUCAUUGCUAUUUAUAGAUUCUGCACUGAAGGAAGCAUUGGUAGAAUUUAAAGAUCCAGUUUAUGGUAUUGGCUAUGCUUUACUUCUGACACUGUCUCUAGUUUUAUACUACCUGGCAUGCUUUGUAGAACCUGGCUAUGUACAGAAACAAAAGAAAUCAGUAAAUAACAACAUUGCAUAUGAAGACAGUUCAUCAGAGGAUGAAGAAGCACAGAUGAUGAAUAAAGAUAAAAAAAGCCUUUACAGAUACUGUGAUUUCUGUGAAAUGGAGCAACCUAUGAGGAGUAAGCAUUGUGAAGACUGUAAGAAAUGUAUCAGAAGAUAUGAUCAUCAUUGUCCAUGGUUAGAGACUUGUGUUGGAGAAAGGAAUCAUAAAUACUUCUGGUUAUUUCUAGCAGUUACAUGUAUACUUAUCUUUUGGACAUUUCUGAUUACAUGGUCAUCAUUUAAGUUCCAGUUAACAUGGAAAGAAUGGUUUAAAUCUAAUAUAGUAUUGUUGUUAGACAUGUUAGUGCUUGUGUUAGGAGGAAUGAGUGUGAUUGGUUUAUUCUGUUUCCAUAGUUACUUAAUGAUAAAAGGAUUGACUACAUGGGAAAUGGUAUCAAGGGAGAGAAUUACAUACCUCAAAUAUUUAGACUAUGAUUUUAAUCCUUUUGAUGAAGGAUGCAUAAAGAAUAUAUAUUACUUUCUGACAAGUAUCAAAGUGAAAAGAUGGGAAGUGACAUAUGAAAAAAAAGCAAACAUAGGAAAAAGAAAGAAAAAUAUUGUGUAAAACAUUAAUAGCAGUCUGAGAGUUGUAUUUCUUCAAAUAUAAUGAUUAAAAAAACAUUUAAAACAAGGUUUUAUCUUUAAAAGAUAAUAAUUUUGUUGAAAAGAGGCAAGUAUAUUAUGUUUUGAAGCAAAAUUUUAUGCAUUUGAUCUCGUUAGGCUGUAAUUUUACUAGUUUGAUUGUUAGAUUUCUUAAUAUAUACAAAAAAUCUUGUAUAGGUUCUAAAUAGUUCUCUGAUCAUCUUCUAUCUGUAGAACUGCUCCUGUUAGUUUUGCUCCUAAUGGUAAACUGUAUUUAGGAGAAAAGAGGGAGAAGAUACUGAAGGGUUAUCAAUUUAUUAGGUAUUACAUUGUAUUCAUUCAAUUCACUGUUUAUUGGUUUUGAAUUGUAAUUGAUUAGGUUUUACUUCCAAUAAAUGUGUAAAUGUUCAA